AUCCAUACAUCCAGCCAUCCAUUCAUCCGUUGCUCGCAGGUGUGGUACCGAUGACAACGCGGAAGUGUGUUUGGCAGCAGCGCAGAGAGCCGCUGGAGUCCUCUGUCUUCGGUCAGACACGAUGUCCAGCAACGACGAGAUCCGCUACUGUCAGAAAUUCUCCUACGUUUUCCUCAAAUACCUCCUGCUCCUCUAUGCGAUCGUGUUCUGGUUAAUAGGUGGGUUUAUCCUGGCCAUUGGCAUCUAUGCUGAAGUGGAGAGGCAACGUUUCAAGACGCUGGAGGGAGUGUUUUUGGCUCCAGCCAUAAUUCUGAUCCUGCUGGGGAUCGUCAUGUUCGUUGUUUCAUUCGUUGGAGUCUUGGCUUCACUGAGGGAUAAUCUAACUCUACUGAAAGUGUUCAUGUACACCCUGACCAUAUGUCUGAUCCUGGAGCUGCUGGGAGGAGUCUUAGCGCUGGUGUUCCACAACCAGACUGUGGAAUUGCUGAACAAGAACAUCCGAAGGGGCAUCGUGAAUUACUAUGAUGACCUGGACUUCAAAAACAUCAUGGACUUUGUUCAGAAGAAGUUUAAGUGUUGUGGAGGUCGGGAGUAUAAAGACUGGGAAGUCAACAUGUACCACAACUGUUCUGCACCUGGUCCACUAGCCUGCGGUGUCCCAUAUACCUGCUGCAUUACGAAAAAGCCUAAUGAAGUGGCAAACACUCUGUGUGGGUACAAAGUGCUGGAGAAAGAGCGUUUGAACUUAAUUGACGAAAUCCAUAUUAGAGGCUGCACUGAUGCAUUCUUCAUCUGGCUGAUGGACAACUACAAGAUCAUGGCUGGACUGCUCCUAGGAAUCCUGCUGCCUCAGUUCUUCGGUGUGAUAGUCAGCUGGCUGUAUAUCACUCGUGUGGAAGACGCCAUCAGUGAAUACGGUCACUACAUGGACGGGCUGCUGAGUUCAAAUGUACAGGAAAGACGGGCUAAGAGGCAAGGCCGCAUGGCCAAAUGGUUUAAAUGUAUGCCAGAGUUCGACUGAUGGAUACAACAAGCACCAAAAUGGACUGGACCCAAUAAUUACAGUGUGCUCAAAGUGUUCAGCAUCAGAUUGUUUAGAGUUUGAUAUUCAAGUGCUCUUUUUUCUCCUCAGUGUCCACCAUUCUAUUAAUUAUUAAUCACUGUGUUGAAAUACAGCCUCCUAAUGGAUGAGUGGCAGUGCUUUUAGCUACAUUGUGCCUCAGACAGUCUCAGGGAUAAACACAGAAGCCAAUACAACCACUUUUGCUACUGAUACCACUGCAUGAAAUUAGACUCUUCAGUUGCAUCACACAAUCACAGUCUGCAGCUUUACUUUACUUGUAUAUCUGCAUUUGUUUUCUUCCACUGAUUAAACCAACACACGACUUCUUUAUACAUCCAACUGAGAGAGUGCUUUCUUAAAUCCUUGUUUUCUUCAUUUUUUAUGGAAAUAGACACACUGAGGUUUGAGACUAACAAUGAGUUAUUUUGAAAUGUAUCUGUGGAAUACAUACUUACCUUCCCAUCUCCCAGGGACCAGACAAGUGCUCACUGAACCUUUACGAUGUGUUCAACUCAACAAGUGUCAUCUUCAAUAGCAUGUCAACAGACGUUUUCUUCAGCCUUUAGCUUUGACUUUCCAUUGGAUCUUAAGUGUGUACUAUAGUAUUUAACCAGUGUAUUUACUGUUGUAGGAAAGUAAAGCACUGCACUGAGCAUUCUUGGCUUUUGCAUUUUUGUGUUGAUUUUAAAAUGAGUACUAAUAAAGUGGCAUUGCCAUAUUAACAAGGGGGUAUCCCAGGGUUUCUGUGAAGCAUAGCUACCAAGUCUCCUAGAAAUGAUGUUCAUAUAUUAAUAGUUAACCAAUUAGUGAGUUGCACAGUUUCAUCUGAACAUGAAGUAAUGCUUCAAGGUAGCAUCUCUGCAAAAACACAGAUCACAGAAAUCACAAAGUCUUGUGAGCUAAAGCACAAGCUGUGACAUGUUUACUUUAUUAACUGAAAACCACAAUGUUUUCCCCUAUUUUCAAUAAAAGUGUUUUUACUCUCUAAACCUCAUCACACACUAGACUCAGAUUUUAAGCUGUCUUUGGUAUAAAAGUGCUGAUCUUUGUACACAUUUGGAUGCCUGUGGGGGCUGUCCACUAAUUGCAAGUUUGGCAAUUCAUGGUGAUUUCUUAAAGAUGCUGAACCUGUAGUUGUCCCCAGUGGUGCUGCAAUGGUGUGUGAAUGUGUACAUGUGAAUAAAACAUUGUAAAGUGCUUUGAGCUUUUAGCACUGCUAAGGUAAAAAAAAUUAAGUGUUGCGUAAGUACACAAGCUGCAUAAGAUCAUUUAACAUUUUACGGUGAGCAACCCAGACCACCCUCCUACAAGUCAUUACUUUAACACUUGUGCACUAGAAUACAAACCAGCUUGCAAUUCGGAUUAUCUCAGAACAAAUUAGGCAACAUUAAAAAACUGUAUUUUCUAGGAGACGGCGUUGCAUACACACGUUUAAACAGGCUGACCAGGAUGUACUGUACAGUGGGUGGAAAUUGCCUUAAAACAUCCUGCAGCAUAUAAUUCAGAGCAGUUUUAAGAAUUUGUAGAUAUGCACUUGUUUAUGACAGAAUUAAUAAAUGGAAUUUAAUGGGCUACUUGAUGUGUUAACUGAGACCAAAGACCUAAUCUUCGUUGAAUUAAUUUUUUUAUUGAAAUCUCCCAUCUUUUGUAUUUUUAUGAGUUUCUUGACUGUCUCAUCUUUGUAACUUGUGAAGCUAUUUACUGGUGAGUUGAAGGUAAAAAUGUUGUGUAUGUACUCGGUUGAUCAAGGGAUUUUUUAUUUUUUUUGUUCAUUUUUACAGUAAGGCUGCACUCAUACUGAAUCAGAUUCACUGUAAAACAACACCGUGUCUUCUGGCUGGUUAAGCUGCAGCAAAUUUUAUAUUUGAUGAUUUUACUCCUUUUAAAAUAAAGACUCUUUUAUCCAUUUGCAUUAUUGUAAUUACACUGUUGACACCACUCAAGUUACCUUAUUUGUUUGCCUCAUUAAACCAGGCUUGUCUAAUGGUAUUAAAUUAAAGGGUGCUUAAUUAAUGAGGCAUCACAUUAUUUUCAGCUAUUUUGUUUCAAACUGGAAAGUAAACAAUAAAUAUAUUGACUCUGUUUUUAAUAAUGUUACUGUUGUGUGCAUUUUGUAGUCAGUUUGGUUCAUUUUUUUUUAAUCGUACUGUACUUAGAACCAAAGAAACCAUACCUGUUCCCCUCCAUAUGCGGAGAAUGUUGUUAAGUAAGUUACACAACAUAGAGGACAUCAAACAGUCACGGGUAAAGUGCCAUUGUUGUGUUUUUAAAGAGCUACAUGAUUCAGAAUGUUAUUAUUGUUAUGUUAUUUUUGUUGUCCUCCCACAUGUAUGUGCUAGAGUGUACGUAUACGCAUGCAUGCGUUCAAUAUGUGGGAAUCACUGGGAACUGCAUCAUCUGCAUUUAAAAGUUAGUAGUCUGGUCAGUUCACUGACCUGCAUAACAGGAAAUGAAAGAAUGAUGUUCUCAAAGGUUUUGCCUGAUUGAGGGUGGAAAAUAAAAUGAUUUAAUGCCCUUUAA
Molecule: messenger RNA, 3583 nt
Organism: Acanthochromis polyacanthus (spiny chromis)
Lineage: Eukaryota; Metazoa; Chordata; Actinopteri; Pomacentridae
Gene: tspan15
Product: tetraspanin 15
Exons: 8
Coding region: 122-1021 (299 amino acids)
Cellular component (GO): membrane
Source: RefSeq, a predicted model, not a curated record